Neoarthrinium moseri is the source of this 807-nucleotide messenger RNA. RefSeq lists its product as uncharacterized. The record is from RefSeq and is a predicted model, not a curated record. The transcript is spliced from 4 exons. Lineage: Eukaryota; Fungi; Ascomycota; Sordariomycetes; Amphisphaeriales; Apiosporaceae. Bases 1 to 807 code for a protein of 268 amino acids.
AUGCUCAUUGAAAAUGAUCAUGCCGUUCCUUGGUACUGGACCAUGGCCACCAAGGUGUUUGUCUGGCUACUCCUUGCGGGGUUCAUAGUGUUUCCCUCGACAUUUACAUCCUUAAGCCGUUCUGAAGCAUUGAACCACACCCUAGAGGGAAGCGAACCUGUUUCGGAAGCAUUAAGAAACCCCCCUCUUCUAGCUAUUGCUUUACUUCUCUUCGUAGUCUCCACGGCAGCACCGGGCUACAUUUGGUGGAUCUGGAAAGGGAACUAUAUCUGGGCUCUUAAUCGAAUUAUUCUGCCACUCUUGGCAAAUUCCUCCCUCGGUCUUAUUACAACGCUGCUCAACAUAUCCACAGCGCAGGACGGCAACUGGUCCGCGACUGCGAUCACUUCCACAGCUAUCACGAGUUUCUGUCUGUUUAUAUCCAUGAUUGGGUAUGCCGUGUAUGACUUGUGGCUGUUGCGCCCUCUUCGUAACUGGCAAGAAGACCCGAAGCCGCCGAUGAAUGUCCGAUUGAAUAAGUCACUCACUGAGCUGCUGCACACCGCUGAGAUUGUGGGUGUGGAGUGGAAUGAAGAGCUGGCCGAUGCCUUGGCAUCGUUCUUGGAUACUGGGGCAGAGAAUAUUGCGACUACGGCGAUGAGGAGUCGUCAGUCAUUCUCUGCGUCGACCCGCAAGCCUGGUGGUGUGCCCGAGUUCCACAGUAUUGUUGGGGGUUUGAACGCUUCGUAUGCGUCGCGCAACUGUCAAAGUAUAGACUCUUUCGUGGUUUCGAGCUCUUAUCUCAGUCUAUUUGAUAAUUACAUCUGA